This is a messenger RNA of Cinara cedri, 3957 nucleotides long. Lineage: Eukaryota; Metazoa; Arthropoda; Insecta; Hemiptera; Aphididae. The record is from the annotation of a GenBank genome assembly.
UUGGUAAUGAUUAAAGAUAGUUUAUAUUUAAUCGUGGUUAUGGGUAUCUAUAACUUAUAGUUUUCUGAAUCUAAAAAAGACUGAAAUUGAUUUUGAGAGAUCCGUAGUUUUGCUAUGGUUUAAACGAUACACGCGUUGUAAAUUGCUAAAAAUGGCCCUUCACGUGAUUAGAUUAGGAUUACGGAGAAUUUGUUCGUCAGGGUCACCAAUUCAACUGCGUACACAGGCUCUAUGCUUUUUAGAACUUCGACUAACAGUGGCAAAUGUCUCGAACAAUUUUCAAAAUGUGAGUACAAUGUAGACAAAAUAUAAUAAUCCUUUGGAAUUAAAUUAAAGAAUAUGUUUAGGUUUUUUUUGAAUAUACGUAGAUAUCCAACUGUAUGAAAUACAAAAUUAUAAUUUACCUAUUCUAUAAGUAAAAUAGUUUACAUUUUUAAAAAUUUAUUUUGUGUACCUAAGUACCUAGAACAUUAUCAUUUUAAUUAAAUUUAUUAUUCAUUUUUAAAUUUAAUAUGUAUAUUUUAUUUUUUAGGGACGUUGCUUAAGCACUACAAAUGAUAAUGUUGAUAAAGUUAUUGAUCUUAGUUAUUCAGACAUUGAGCCAGUAUACAUUCCAAUUAAGAAGAAAUCAUGUGAUGUACAAGAUGAAUAUGAUGAAAAACGUUUGGUCGAUUCGGUUUGUCAUCCAUAAUUUCCUUGGACAUUACUUUAGGCACAAAAUACCACCUAUUUUAUUAAUUAUAACUGUAGAUAUUUGUUAAUAUUUAGGAUGUCGUAAUAAAAUGUAAGCAAAAAAAAUUAAAUCACGAAAGAAAUAAAAAAUAUGAUCAGUUUAAAGAAAUUCCCUUGGCAUCAAAAGGAUGGAAGAAUAAAAAGGCCAAAGGUGAUUAUUUUACAAUUCAUAUUUAUAAUGAUGUAAGUUUGGUUUUUAUUUAAUUUAUAUUACAUAAAUAUAAUAUAAAUACAUUGCAUUUUUUAUUUAAGUAUUAAAUUUUACCAAAAUUAGGAUUAUUUACCUCAGAGCAGAAAGCCACAACACAUGUUUGAAAAUACUGGUCUAUCAAAAUCUAUUCUAAAUAUUUUAAAAAAUCGUAAAAUCACUGUUCCUUCUCAAAUACAGGUGAAAAUUCCUAAAAACUUUUCCCAACGUUUAUUUGAUAUUCAGCUACAUUUUUUUUUUUCAAUUUUAGGCUCUUGGAAUCCCUGCAAUACUUGAAGGAAAGAACACUUUGCUUGCUGCUGAAACAGGUUGUGGUAAAACAUUAGCUUACUUGACGCCAAUAAUUCAACAAAUAUUAGCACAUAAAGAAAAAGUAAAACUUAAUAAUCAAUUUAAUUCUCCUUUGGCUUUGGUUAUUGUACCCGGCAGAGAAUUGGCUGAUCAAAUUGGAGUAGGUUGUAAAUUGUUGUAAAUUGAAUUAAUAAUUAUAAAAUCGUUUCCAUAAAUAAAAUGUACAAACUUCCAAAAAUGUAAAAUUUAUAAUUUUAAAUUAUUUUUAUUAGGAGGUUGUUCAAUGGUUUACUGAAGAUUUACCAUUGAAUGUAAAAGUAAUUACUGGAGGGCAUACUAAAAGGCUGAUGACAAAUCCGGUUUUUGAGGAAAAUGAUAUAGUUGUUGCAACAAUCGGAGCAAUGAGCAAAUUAACAAAUACUGGUAUAUAAAGUUUAUAAAAUAAUAAUGUAUUAUAUUUUUAUGUGAACUCAACCAAACUAUGUUUUUAACUGGUUUAGUUAUUUUAUAUUAGAUAACAAUGUAUAAAAUAGUACUGUAUUUUAGGCAUUUAUUCAAUGCGGUAUGUACGUCAUGUUGUACUAGAUGAAGCUGACACUUUAAUGGAUGAUAGUUUUAACGAACUCAUGACCCAUUUCUUAAAAAGAUUCCAUGUACGUUUUAUAUUCCUAAAUAGUCCAACAUCUUUUGUUUGAUAUUAUUUUCUGCAGUGGUAAUAAAUGAUUAAAACAAUCCGUUCAUGGACAUUUUGAUUAAUUAUACAGCACAAUUUGUAUUUAUAUUUAUAUGUGUAUAGAUUCAUAGAGCAUUAAUUUGCACAUUUGUGAUUACAGUUUAAGAGCUGUUCUGUAAGGCAAUCUUCAAACCUAACACAGUUGCUGUUGGUUAGUGCCACAAUGCCAACUAGUUUGUCUGAAAUAUUGGCUGAUAUAAUUGAUGUAUAAAUAUUAAAUGUGUAAAAGAAAUUAAAUAUGUCAUUAAUUUAACAAUAAUUUUCAGAUUGACAGUAUACAUAGAAUAACAACUGACAAAUUACACACCAUACUACCUCAUGUUCAACAAAAGUUCAUUAAAACAAAUUUAGGUGAAAAACCAUCAAAUUUAUUAUUGCUUGCAAAGAAACUUUCUAAAAGCAAGACUCCAACAAUAAUAUUUUGGUAUUUAUAUGAAAAUUAAUUAUUAUUAUUUACUAAUUAUUAUAUUACUGCAAAUAAAACCAUCUUAAUAAUUUUAAUUUUUAAAUACUAACAAGAUAUGCUGAUGAAAAUAUUUGUUCAGUAUUUUUAAUAAAAUAAAUAUUGAUUAUCUACUUAAGAGUAGAAGUUGAUGUGUGGUAUAUUUUUUGUAAUUUUGGUACAUUAUUGUUGAUAUUAAUAAUUUCUUUCCAUUGGUGUGUUACGCUAGCGUUAAUGUUUGCGUAAAUACCAAAAAAAAUUGUAAUUAUAUACUGACAGUUGAUCACAAUAGGAAUAUAAUGUGUUCAAACUUUCGUUAAGAAAACUAAAACUUACAUAUAAUUAAUAAAUAAACAAUGCUCUAUUAAAAAAUUAUCAUACAUUUAUAUUAUUUGUGUUUUUAAAUUGAAUAGUAACAAAUCAAGUACUUGUGAUUGGGCGACUAUGUUCCUUAAUGAAAAUGGUAUUGAAGCAGAAAAUUUACAUGGUGAUAUGCCAUAUGAAAUUAGGGUUGGAAAAUUCAAAAAGUAUCAAAACGGCAUAGUUGAUAUUAUGGUUAGCACUGAUGUUGGAUCCAGAGGGUUAAAUACUAUUAGAGUAAGUGAUAAAUACUAAUUAUUUAAUAAACGUAUUUCUAGGGCUGAAUAAAUUAUGCACUUAAAACCUUUAAUGCAUUAAUAGAUGGUCAACAAUGCUACAAAUAAAUGCAUUUAUUAUUGAAAAUCUGAAUUAAAUAUACAAUUUUGUUCAUGAUAAGCUAUAUGAAGAGUACUAUGAAAAACAAAUGCAAAUACUACAAAUUCCUAGCCAACUUAUUACACUUGUAUGGCUAUUUUAUUAUAAUUUUGUUUUCAGACUAAACAUAUUAUAAACUAUGAUUUCCCAUACUAUAUUGCUGACUACAUUCAUCGAUGUGGUCGUACUGGACGUUUAAAUGCUGGUACAGAUGGUAAAGUCUCAAAUUAUAUCUGUACAGAUAAUGAAGUUAAUUUAGUCCAAAAAAUUGAAGUAAUUAUAACAAAAACAAAUUAUUAUUAAAACAAAAUUACAAGCUAUUUAUCAUUUAAAUGAUUAUGUUUUAUAAUCUUGAAAGUACAGGUUUUGUCACCAGAUUUUUUUUUGUGCAUUAUUUUUUCAUAACAUUAAUAAAUUACAUUGGAAUAAUCAGGUGCAAUUUACCUUAGUAAAUUCUACUAAAAUUAAUUUUUCAUUAUCAAUAAUAAUUUAAUUAAUUCAAUAAAAAAAAAAAUUCAUGAGUAUUGUUAAACAAAGUUUUUUAAGGAAAUAUUUUUGUUUAUGUUGAAUAGUUAGCUGCUCGCACAAUGAAAUCUCUACCAAAUGUCAAUGGAAACAUUACUAAAAUACGAAGAUUCCAUUUAUUGAAUGAAUUAGAAAAGAAAGUAGCUAAAACCGAAUGAAAUAAUUAUGUAUAUUAUAUUUAAAAUCAAGUUAUUUGAAAUAUUUGCAAUAAAAUGUUUUUAGUUACUAACUAAUGUUGUAUUUAUAUGUUAAAGAAAACUUUUUUCUAUAGUUCUUACUAAAAGACCAUUC